AGGAAACGAAGCCCAUGAAAUGCUACGAGCUACUUCAGACCUCUUCCAGCCUAAGGGGGAAGUCCGUUAGCAGAGCACGGACCAGUGUCUCCGGAGAAUGCUAUUCUCCUACAUUUCCGGACAGGUUAUCAACGGGCAGAUCGAUCACUGCCUCUGUCCCAUCGCUCCCUGAAGUAGCACUGACUCCGAUUCCUUGAAAGGGAGGUGUGCAGAAGUAAAGAUGGAGCCUACAGGGGAGCGCUUUCCUGAACAAAGGCAAGUCCUGAUUCUUCUUCUUUUACUGGAAGUGGCUCUGGCAGGCUGGGAACCCCGUCGCUAUUCUGUGAUGGAGGAAGCAGAGAGAGGUUCUUUUGUGGCUAACCUGGCCAAUGACCUAGGGCUGGGAGUGGGGGAGCUAGCUGAGCGGGGAGCCCGGGUAGUUUCUGAGGAUAAUGAACAAGGCUUGCAGCUUGAUCUGCAGACCGGGCAGUUGAUAUUAAAUGAGAAGCUGGACCGGGAGAAGCUGUGUGGCCCCACCGAGCCCUGUAUAAUGCAUUUCCAAGUGUUACUGAAAAAACCUUUGGAAAUAUUUCGAGCUGAACUACUAGUGAGAGACAUAAAUGAUCAUUCUCCUGAGUUUCCUGAAAGAGAAAUGACCCUGAAAAUCCCAGAAACUAGCUCCCUUGGGACUGUGUUUCCUCUGAAAAAAGCUCGGGACUUGGACGUGGGCAGCAACAACGUUCAAAACUACAAUAUUUCUCCCAAUUCUCAUUUCCAUGUUUCCACUCGCACCCAAGGGGAUGGCAGGAAAUACCCAGAGCUGGUGCUGGACACAGAACUGGAUCGCGAGGAGCAGGCCGAGCUCAGAUUAACCUUGACAGCGGUGGACGGUGGCUCUCCACCCCGAUCUGGCACUGUCCAGAUCCUCAUCUUGGUCUUGGACGUCAAUGACAAUGCCCCGGAGUUUGCACAGGCGCUCUACGAGGUGCAGGUCUCAGAGAACAGCCCAAUAGGCUCCCUAGUUGUCAAGGUCUCUGCUAGGGAUUUAGACACUGGGCCGAAUGGAGAGAUAUCAUACUCCAUUUCUUACAGCUCUCAGGAGAUAAACGAACCUUUUGAGCUAAGCAGCCUUUCAGGAGAAAUUCGACUAAUUAAAAAACUAGAUUUUGAGACAAUAUCCUCAUAUGAUCUAGAUAUAGAGGCAUCUGAUGGCGGGGGACUUUCUGGAAAAUGCUCUGUCUCUGUUAAGGUGCUAGAUGUUAACGAUAACUUCCCGGAACUAAGUAUUUCAUCACUUACCAGCCCUAUUCCCGAGAAUUCUCCAGAGACAGAAGUGGCCCUGUUUAGGAUUCGAGACCGAGACUCUGGGGAAAAUGGAAAAAUGAUUUGCUCAAUUCAGGAUGGUGUUCCUUUUAAGCUAAAACCGACUGUUGAGAAUUUCUACAGGCUGGUAACAGAAGGGGCGCUGGACAGAGAGAACAGAGCCCAGUACAACAUCACCAUCACCAUCACAGACUUGGGGACCCCAAGGCUGAAAACCGAGCACUGCAUAACCGUGCUGGUCUCCGACGUCAAUGACAACGCCCCCGCCUUCACCCAAACCUCCUACACCCUGUUCGUCCGCGAGAACAACAGCCCCGCCCUGCACAUCGGCAGCGUCAGCGCCACAGACAGAGACUCAGGCACCAACGCCCAGGUCACCUACUCGCUGCUGCCGCCCCAGGACCCGCACCUGCCCCUCGCCUCCCUGGUCUCCAUCAACACAGACAACGGCCACCUGUUCGCCCUCCGAUCGCUGGACUACGAGACCCUGCAGGAGUUCGAGUUCCGCGUGGGCGCCACAGACCGCGGGUCCCCAGAGCUGAGCAGCGAGGCGCUGGUGCGCGUGCUGGUGCUGGACGCCAACGACAACUCGCCCUUCGUGCUGUACCCGCUGCAGAACGGCUCCGCGCCCUGCACCGAGCUGGUGCCCCGGGCGGCCGAGCCAGGCUACCUGGUGACCAAGGUGGUGGCGGUGGACGGCGACUCGGGCCAGAACGCCUGGCUGUCGUACCAGCUGCUCAAGGCCACGGAGCCCGGGCUGUUCCGCGUGUGGGCGCACAAUGGCGAGGUGCGCACCGCCAGGCUGCUGAGCGAGCGCGACGCGGCCAAGCACAGGCUGGCGGUGCUGGUCAAGGACAAUGGCGAGCCUCCGCUCUCGGCCACCACCACGCUGCACUUGCUACUAGUGGACGGCUUCUCCCAGCCCUACCUGCCUCUCCCAGAGGCGGCCCCGGCCCAGGCCCAGGCCGACUCGCUUACCGUCUACCUGGUGGUGGCGUUGGCCUCGGUGUCUUCGCUCUUCCUCUUGUCGGUGCUCCUGUUCGUGGCGGUGCGGCUGUGCAGGAGGAGCAGGGCGGCCUCGGUAGGUCGCUGUUCGGUGCCCAAGGGCCCCUUUCCAGGGCAUCUGGUGGACGUGAGCGGCACCGGGACCCUAUCCCAGAGCUACCAGUACGAGGUGUGUCUGACAGGAGGCUCUGAAAGUAAUGAUUUCAAGUUCUUGAAGCCUAUAUUACCCAAUAUUCUGAGCCAGGACUCUAGGAGGAAAUCAGAAUUUCUAGAAUAAUACUGAUCUGGAAUACCUUGAGAAGAGCAUUACUUCCAGUUAUCAGCAUAGUCACCAAAAAGUCAAGAAAAAUCUACCAUGAUACAUAAAUGAUGAUGCCUCAAACAAUUUUAGAAAUCUACAGCUACAAAUACACAAAAUCCCAGAGUCGGUUGUAUUUGUGUGUGUGCAUUUGCGCCUGUAUAUUUGUGUGUCUCUGGUGGGUGGCUUUAGUAGACAGUGGCAAUAAACUGCAGAGAUAAAUACCAGAGUAACAUUGCUUUUCCAAAACUUUUCCACAUUAAGGUUUUUUCUUUAAUCUGUGAAUGUAUGUAAUAAAGUUAGCAUUAGCAACAUACUGUAGAAUAGUUUAUAUUUUCAAAUGAAAGGAAAUUAUUUCUUGCAUAUGGAACAAUCCCAACAUUAUUGGAUUUAGAAUUUUCGUGACAUUCUGGUCUUGAAGGAGCAGCCCAGGAGAAGGAGCUGUGAAGUAGACAUGGUAACUUUUCUCCCAGUGAGAUCAGGAAACAAUAAAGUUAAUAAUAGGAUCUGACAGGAUGAGGGUGAGGUUUUAGUGUGGCAAGUGUGCAAGGGCAGGGUGGUUCCUGUGUUUACUUAAAAUUUCAUAUUGUUUCUCAUGGGUGUUUACAUUAAAUUUUAAUUUUUACAAUAUUGCAACAAAUAGUAUUUAUCUCCAAGUUUUGGGAUAAUGACUUAAAAUUUGCAUCUCAGUUACUUGCUUCACCUUUGUCCCAGUUGUUGGUUGUUUCCAACUUGCAAGUUCAAAUGACCAUCACUAUGGUAACAGUGAUGGCUACAGCCGUGGAAUUCGAGCAAAGAAAUCAGAAGCAAGUCCUAUUCCAAAUACGGAGUGGCAGGAGCAACGGUGGAAGAAUACAAAGACAUCUCAUGAGCUGGAGUCCUGCAGACUGGGAAUGGAACAGCACCUGUGUGAUCAUGAUUGUCCAGGAAAAUUGUUUAUAAGUUUUUCCUCCAGGUGACAUGCAGCUAAGUCAGUUGUGCUAAUUUUGUUGAGAAUUUGUGCAUCUAUGUUCAUGAGAGAUGUUGAUCUACAAUUUUUUUUCUUGUAAAACUCUUGUCAGGGUUUAGUUUCUGGUCUCAUCAAAUGACCUGGCAAUUGUUUCCUCCUCCUCUUCUUUUAAGAAAGAGUUUAUGUAAGAUAGUUAUUAUUUCUACUUCAUGUAUUUUAUAGAAUUUACUGCAAAACCCAACCGUGAAUGACAUUUUAUUUGUGGGAAGAUUUUGAAUUGCACACUCAAUUUCUUAAAUAAAUAUGCUGCAAUUCUAA
This is a messenger RNA of Macaca mulatta (Rhesus monkey), 3872 nucleotides long. Its product is annotated as protocadherin beta-15. Lineage: Eukaryota; Metazoa; Chordata; Mammalia; Primates; Cercopithecidae. The record is from RefSeq and is a predicted model, not a curated record. Gene Ontology annotation, molecular function: calcium ion binding. Gene Ontology annotation, cellular component: plasma membrane. Gene Ontology annotation, biological process: homophilic cell-cell adhesion.